This is a messenger RNA of Salpingoeca rosetta, 545 nucleotides long. RefSeq lists its product as uncharacterized. Bases 30 to 365 code for a protein of 111 amino acids. The transcript is spliced from 4 exons. NCBI's taxonomy places the organism in Eukaryota, Choanoflagellata, Craspedida, Salpingoecidae. Gene Ontology annotation, molecular function: structural constituent of ribosome. The record is from RefSeq and is a predicted model, not a curated record. Gene Ontology annotation, cellular component: mitochondrial large ribosomal subunit. Gene Ontology annotation, biological process: mitochondrial translation.
AUCCUCCACAACCACCACGAUCCGCGACGAUGAUGCAUGCGUUGGCGAGGGCUGUGGUGUGGCAACGCGCUGUCGCUGCUUCUUCCGCUGCUGUUGUUCGGCCAGUGACACGGGCCAGCCUGCACACCGCGAGCCCCUGCGCUGCCGGCGAGAAGUCGCGCCUCAAACGCGGCAAGGGUCGUAGCGGCAACGAGUUUGGCCCUCUCACAGAUCUGCCAGACUGGAGCUACGCAGAUGGUGACCAGGCGCCUGCACCCAUGACGGCGGCACAGCUCAAGCGAAAGCGUGACGCACAACGCAGACAGGCGAGGGUGUCCCAGUUGUUGAAGGAUAUUUCAGUGGCAUCAAAGCCAGCGCGCAAGUGAUUCAAGCAUGGGACUGGGCGUGAGUUGACGUGCGUUGUUAGGUCUGUGUGUUUGUGUGUGUAUGCGAGAAAAGUGAGUGUGCACAACCACGUGUGCGCGUGUGCUGGUCGGUGUGGUGUUCUUUCUUCUGCAUAUUUUCCUCUCCGAUCAGCAAAAUAAAGUGUCACUGACCACCCCAAA